CCUCUCUCUCUCUUCUCUCGACUCCCCAAAGUUCAAGUAUCCAGGGUAUCUCAAAUUCAAAAAUUAGGGCAUCAAUUUCUUGAACUUCUUGAUCAGAUUCUGGGAUAAUGGCUUGUCCAAAUAUCCUCAUGGCGAAUUUAGAUACGGAUAGAGCAGAAACGAAACCAAGAUCUUUAAAUCCUAAUCAAGAAACGUCGUCAUCAUCGUCGAGAUCGAUUAAUGAAACUGUGAAUGGUUCACACGAGUAUACGAUCAAAGGGUAUUCUUUGGCUAAAGGAAUGGGUACUGGUAAAUACAUACAAAGCGAUACAUUUACAGUUGGUGGUUACGAUUGGGCAAUCUACUUCUACCCAGAUGGGAAGAAUCCUGAAGAUAGUUCGGUUUAUGUCUCGGUGUUUAUUGCGUUAGCUAGUGAGGGUACUGAUGUUAGGGCGUUGUUUGAACUGACAUUAUUGGAUCAAAGUGGUAAAGGGAAACAUAAAGUUCAUAGCCAUUUUGAUCGUGCACUUGAAAGCGGUCCUUAUACGUUGAAAUAUCGAGGAAGCAUGUGGGGAUAUAAGCGGUUCUUCAAAAGGUCAACUCUGGAAUGCUCUGAUUUUCUCAAGGAUGACUGUCUCGCUAUGCAUUGCACCGUGGGUGUUGUCAGAAGUCGUACUGAAGGGCCGAAACAUUGUAGUGUUACUGUUCCUCCAUCAGAUAUGGGUCAGAGCCUGAAGACUUUGCUGAAAUCGGGUACUGCUACUGAUGUUACAUUUGAGGUCGGUGAUGAAACAUUUAAAGCGCAUAAGCUGGUGCUUGCUGCUCGAUCUCCUGUUUUUAGAGCCCAAUUCUUUGGAUUGGUUGGAGACACAAAUAUGGAUAAGGUAGUCACGGAGGAUGUUGAGCCCUCAGUUUUUAAGGCUAUGCUGCUGUUUAUGUACUCAGAUGAGCUUCCUGAUGCAAAUGAAGUAUCUGGCUUCGACUCUUCUUGCUCUUCAACUGUAAUGGUGCAGCAUCUAUUAGCUGCAUCAGAUCGAUUUGGUCUAGAUCGGUUGAAAUUCUUGUGUGAGGCAAAAUUAUGUGAAGCAGUUACAACUGACACGGUUGCAACUACAUUGGCCCUAGCUGAACAACACAGUUGCUCACAGCUGAAAACUGUUUGUCUCAAAUAUGCAGCUAAGCCAGGAAAUUUAGGAGCGGUGAUGCAGACUGAAGGGUUUGCUUAUCUGGAGGAGAGUUGUCCCUCAUUACUGUCAGAGUUGCUGGAGACAGUUGCAGUUGUCGAUGAUGAGUCGCGCCAACCCAGCAAGAAACGGCAUCCAAACAGCAGCAACAUCAGCCCCAACAUUGUCCCAGAUGAGGUCCCAGUUGAUGCUAUUGCUAGGCGUACGAGAAGGCGACUGCAGUAACUGUUACUUUUAGUCUCUCUCAGAGGUCAACUUGGAGGUUUGAUGAGGUCCCAAUUGACGCUAUUGCUAGGCGCACGAGAAGGCGACUGCAGUAACUGUUACUUUUAGUCUCUCUCGGAGGUCAACUUGGAGGUUUGGGGUGUACGUUUUUUGUAAAUACAUAUCCACGGGUCUCUUACUGUCCAAUGUGUGGUGCCUAGCUGUUUCUAAUUUGUCCGAAAUCAAGCUGGUUUGUCCGAAAUAUCCACGGGUCUCUUACUGUCCAAUGCGGUACACAGUACCGUAUAGCCCAUUGGUGCCUAGCUGUUCCCAAUUUGUCCGAAAUCAAGCUGGUUUAUGUUUGUUAGUAGAUUUUUGAAAUCAAUGAAAUGAGCUUUUAUCGUAAACAUAAAGAGUCUAGGAACUGAAUAGAAAAUUAAUUGAUUAAAAGUUUAGCUUUUUGUAAACUUGAAAUUUAGAAAUUGUAAAAUGGUGUUGUCUUU
Papaver somniferum (opium poppy) is the source of this 1870-nucleotide messenger RNA. Its product is annotated as BTB/POZ and MATH domain-containing protein 3-like. NCBI's taxonomy places the organism in Eukaryota, Viridiplantae, Streptophyta, Magnoliopsida, Ranunculales, Papaveraceae. The transcript is spliced from 4 exons. Gene Ontology annotation, biological process: protein ubiquitination. The record is from RefSeq and is a predicted model, not a curated record. Bases 108 to 1388 code for a protein of 426 amino acids. Gene Ontology annotation, molecular function: protein binding.